Penicillium mononematosum is the source of this 246-nucleotide messenger RNA. RefSeq lists its product as uncharacterized. The transcript is spliced from 2 exons. The record is from RefSeq and is a predicted model, not a curated record. The coding region runs from base 1 to 246 and encodes 81 amino acids. NCBI's taxonomy places the organism in Eukaryota, Fungi, Ascomycota, Eurotiomycetes, Eurotiales, Aspergillaceae.
AUGCACCAACCGCGGAAAUAUUCCUACAAUGCACAUGCCUGGAAACUGAAGACGAAGCCAAAGAGCACAUACAAGAUCCGCGACGAAGCGUGGAAGAUCCAUGCAUACCCCUGCAUCGGACUAUCCCGCUUCUUGAACUUCAGCAUACGCCUAUCCCCAGUCUACACGCAGGUACCAGACCGCAUACGCGAGGGACGGACCCUACUAGACCUAGGCUGCUGUUUCGGCCAAGACCCACAAAGGUAG